CACUCUCAGGAGGAGGACUUUCCCUGGGUCUGGUAAACAGCUGACAGCUCACUUUGCGAGCUCUACCCUCCUCCUCUUUUCUCUGGUUUCUGCAGCCCGUUCCGUGUUGAACUUACACUAGCUGACAAGCUAAAGACCACUUUGAUAGUAUUCCACUGAUCAAUCAUGCCAUUGGGGAACUUUAUGGGAUCCAAGGGGAGGUGGGUGCUGAGCGCUCUCCUUAUUUGUGCCGUCAUCUUUGAGUUAGCUCAUUGUCAAAAAGACACACAAGAACGGAGGACCACACCAGGAAGGAAGCCCAAGCCCAUCAAACCCAAACUUGGGAAAUCAACAAAUAAAGAGCCCAUAGCUGUAACAGCCAAACCCAAGAUCAGAGCUACAGCUGCAGCCCGGACUGUCCUCACCCAGGUGCUAAACAGAGGGAAGUUUAAGAAAGUGGGGGAAACUAUAAGUGUGCAGACAGGAGACACCAUGGAGCUGAGGUGCAGGGGCAAACCUGUGCAGUGGGGCGUCCCACAGUACCUGGAGGAGGACGACGAUGGCCGCCUCAGGAUUGUUCAACACCAGCGAUAUGGCGUUCUGACGUUAGUCAACACCACUGGUGCCGACACAGGGGAGUACACCUGUUUUCCUAUGUACUGUGAGGACACGGACUGCAGGAAGGAGUACAACAAAGCCGUCAAGGUCUUCGUAUUCUUUCCUGACCCACACGAGUUAUUCGUUCCGUCGUCCGACUACUACGAGGCCAUCCAGCUGAGGACCAACUGGCCGACGCUGCUCCCCUGCCAGGUGACGUCACCUGAGGCUAAAGUGACUCUGCAGCGCGAGUUUCCCCCCGGGGAGGUGGCCGUGGACGGGAGUGAGAUCUCCUUCAACGUCAAGAGGGGCUUCACCAUCCACCGACCCCGGCCUCAUCACGCCGGAGCCUUGUUCUGUGUCGCCAGUCUGGGCGACUUGAGGCAGAGCUCCACCAAGUACAUGCUCAUCUAUGUCAACUACCCCAUGGCUCCUCCUGCUCCAGUGAUCCAGGCAUCCUCAAGCUCGCCGGCUGUGGGGGAGAAUCUGCGUGUCAGCUGCUCUGUGGUGGGGGAACAGGACGUGGUCGUGGAGUUCACCUGGGAAUACCCAGGACAAGAGAUUGGAAGGCCCCUGUACACGCAGGACAGCGUCACUCCAAUCGGCGGAGGAGCGGCGCGACAGCAGUCUCAGUCCGUCCUCCUGGUGGACGAGGUGAGGGACGUGGACCAGGGAGCGUACACCUGCACCGCCGUGAACCUGCAAGGCACCAAAUCCGUGUCCACCAGUGUGAAAGUGGUCCCCAAAGCCAAACCCAGGAAACCGUAAACCAACGAAGAAGGUGGAGACCAGGAGGUGUUAAACAGUAGUGUAAUUACUGACAUAAAUAUAUAGGUACAACAAAAUAUCAUUUUCUCCUCCUGAAGUGACUAGUGAAAAAACACUUUUUUCUACUUUUUUUGAUUAUGCAUGACCACGCCCAACACGAGGGCCUAUGAAAAGAAGCAGCAAUGAUAAUAAUAUUAUCAUGAGCUAAAGGGGUUUUUUUUUAUUUGAGGGUGAUAUGGUUUCUGUAAAAAUCAUCAUCCAUCAUUUGUGAUAUUUUGUGGAAUUGUUUGAUUCAUAAUUAUGAUGUUAAUUUACAUCAAUGUCACAAUAAUUAUAUGAUCAUAAUUAUUUUAUUAAAUAAUUAACCAACACCAAUUCCUUUCUAGAUUCAGAGUACAUUCUUUUGUGAUUGAAUUAUCUUCGUUUUACACGGUUGGACUGAAUAAA
This is a messenger RNA of Pungitius pungitius (ninespine stickleback), 1791 nucleotides long. Its product is annotated as platelet-derived growth factor receptor-like protein. Lineage: Eukaryota; Metazoa; Chordata; Actinopteri; Perciformes; Gasterosteidae. The record is from RefSeq and is a predicted model, not a curated record. Bases 166 to 1344 code for a protein of 392 amino acids. The transcript is spliced from 7 exons.